UUCAUAGGUCCGCGGUCACACUCCCCCCACUCACCAACAAAACAACUGAUUCCGUACUGCAACAAAAUAAACGUAAAACCAUUGAAUAAUCAACAAUGUGGCAGGUCAACAAUGCGUGAAAAGCAGCCGCCUAGCAGGGGAGAGCAAGAGCAGUGCAGUACCAAGAGCAGCCAUGGCCAGCGCACCACUAACACUAACUCCUCCGACAGCAGCCACAACUUUGGGAUGUGACGCCACCCAGCAGCGGGAGCGACGAGAGCUGAGGCAACAGCAAGUGGUUGCCACCACACUGCUCGCAGAGCUGCGACGCGCCACCAACUAUUGGUUACAGACAAAAAGCGAUGAUGGCUUCCAGAUGCUAGUCCAAACUUGCUCACAGAUCCUGCAACAUGACCUGGUGUUGCAGCCUCAGCCUGGCGGCGGCGGAGAGCUGCAGCGUCUGGCCGAUGACUUUGAGUUUUUGCUCGCUAGCGAAGAGAAGAUGAAGCGGCAGCAGCAGCAGCCGCAACCGCCUUAUCGCCGCUGCAGCGAGCAGCAGCAGACGCAACAGGCCCCGCGUAGUGUGGAUGAGUUUUUUCGCCGGUGGAUCACUCGCUGUCUGCAGGCGCGCUGCCUGUCGCAGUGUCUGCAGUCGCUGGUGGCCGACAAGGAGCUGAUGGAGUGCUAUUACCAGCGGGAGUCGGCCUUUCUGCGCCACUCGGGGCAUGCCACCACGCUGUUUGUGUGCCUUAUGGCGGUGCAGCUGAACCAGAGCAGCCUGCUCAGCCAGCUGGAGGUGCACCGGCAGCUGCGCCAUCGUCGCACCUGCUCGCAGCCGAAUUUCAACAUUUCGCCGCGUCUGCAGGUGGUGCCGGAGGAGAAGCAAAAUCUGCAGCAACAGCAACGGCAGUCGCCCACGCAUGUGCGGCAUCACCAACGACUGCGACGCUUCAAGAGUCUGCCCAAUCUGUACCAUGACCCGGACGAGGAGCAGGAGGCGGCACGUCGACGCUGCCAGACCUACAGCAGUCCCCGCACAAACAGAACGACGACUGCCUGCGGCCAGGGGGAUGAGCCGGACAUGCUGCCCUCCACUUCGGCGGGCAGCUACCACAGCAGCUCGAGCCGCUCCAGCACCAGCAUGUCUAGCAUUAGUCCGCGGCGCAUCCAGCUAAUCAACUGCGACGACAUCAAGAUUUGGACCGAUCAGACGGACAGCCAACCAGCGGAGAUUCCCCAGUCGCAGUCGAAGUACCACUGCCAAUCCCAAUCCCAGUCCCAGUGCAGCAUCAGGGCGUCGCCACUGAACAACUUUCUGACGAAUCUCUUUGGCUCCCCGCCUGUCUACACGAGCUGGUUUAAUCACGGCCUGGGCGAGGACCUGAACGGUCUGGGCGGCGACAGUGUGCUGGACAACUUUCUGCCGGUCAACGGCAGGAAGCUGAAGAAGAAGCAAACCCUCUUCGAGGGCGUCAGCAUGCUGGAUGAGGCGGCGGCCGCGGCAGCGGCAUCUCCCUCAACCUUUUGCACUGCGCCGCUGGACAUUGUUGGGAUGGCGGAUGGCAGCUACGGCGGCAGUCUGGCGACCAGCUCCAGUUCGGCGAGCGCCACGCCGGGCAGCCUGAGCAGCGACAAGAUGGACCAACAGUCGCUGGCCACCUUCCUGCAAAUGUCGCGCUACACGCACAACAACACGGACCUGGAGAAGGAGAACGCCCACUUUCGCAUAUCGGAGGCCUGCAUCACGGCCAUCGAGCAUGUUAAGUGGAGCCGCCGGGACGUGGCCAAGCCCAGUGCCGCCCCCUACUCGACGGACCCCGAUCUGAUGCCGUACGUGGAGCAGAUGGGCUCGCUGGAUGGCGGCCACAGCAGCCACAGUGCCGAGGCCGUGGGACUGCAGCUCAUUUCGCGCUUCAACGAUCAGCAACUGCCGCGCGUGGGGCACCUAAAGUGGCUCGUCUCGGAGCAGGAUACGCCGCAGCAGCUGCUGCCAAUGCCCAAGCAGGAGCAGGACAAGGAGAAUGCCGGCGCUAGCCUGACGCGCGGCACCAAAACCUGGGCACCGCCCCGCCAGCAGAUCAUCUUUACCGAACAUCCCAGCGUCAGUCGCGGCCAGCAGCUCAGUCGGCAGGGGAAUCGGUGUGCCGGGUGCGGGAUGCGUGUGGCUCGUCAGUAUCAGCAUCAUUUCCGGUACUGUAGCUACCUGGGCAAGUACAUGUGCACGGGCUGCCAUCGCAAUCAGAUCUCGGCCAUACCCGCCAAGAUCCUGCAGAACUGGGACUUUCGCUGCUAUCCGGUCAGCUCGUUUGCCUACCGCCUCAUCGAGCAGAUGUACACCUUUCCGCUGUUCCAUGUGCCCGAUCUGAAUGCCCAGCUCUAUGUCAAGCACAAAGACCUCGCCACAGCGCGUCGCCGGCGCCUUCAGUUGCAGUCCGUCAGGAAAUUCAUUGGCAACUGUCGCUUUGCAGCGAGGGAGCAGGCAUUCUUCAAUGCCAUACCAGUGCACCUCACCCAGGAUCCGAACAUGUGGUCCAUGUGCGAUUUUGUGGAUGUGCAAAACAGCAGCAUGAGCCGCUCCAUCAAGGAACUGAUCCUCCUGAGCGAACAGCAUGUCCACAACUGUGUGCUUUGCGUAGGCCGAGCCUUUGUGUGUGAAUACUGCAAGAGCAGCGAGCUCCUCUAUCCCUGGCAGCGGAAGAUUGAGCGCUGCGCGGGCUGCGGAGCCUGCUCGCAUCACAGCUGCUGGAAGGCCAGGCGCAGUGAGCCCUGUCUGCGCUGUACCCGGCUCCAGGCCAGGGCCAGUUAGCCCCCCAAUCUGUGUGGGAUAUACAUGUAUAUCUCCCACUGUAUAUAAUCGUGUAAAUUACCAAAACUGUUAUGAAAAUUGUGUACCUCAAGGCGAUUGAAGGAAGGAGAGCGAAGCGGAAACCAUGUUGAUUUUAUACAUAUACAUAUAUAUAUAUAUACGAUACGAAUAUUUAUUGUAC
This is a messenger RNA of Drosophila obscura, 2966 nucleotides long. It is a transcript of the gene Rubicon, whose product is annotated as run domain Beclin-1-interacting and cysteine-rich domain-containing protein. The record is from RefSeq and is a predicted model, not a curated record. The coding region runs from base 173 to 2785 and encodes 870 amino acids. Lineage: Eukaryota; Metazoa; Arthropoda; Insecta; Diptera; Drosophilidae. The transcript is spliced from 4 exons. Gene Ontology annotation, molecular function: phosphatidylinositol phosphate binding. Gene Ontology annotation, cellular component: intracellular membrane-bounded organelle.